GAACCAUUUUGUUAGUAGACGGAGACAAACAGGAGAAAGAGAGUGUCGUUAUUCUGUUGUAGCCUCGAAUUUCACUUAUCGGGAAAGUUUUUUUCUCCAUUAACAGCUAGGCCCAGACUAGACCAAGAGGAGCUUGUUCCAUCGAAGCCCAAGGGAGUCGAUUCACGGCUUCAAGAGCACCGUGCGCCGAGGUGAAUUCAUGUUCAGCUCGGUUUCACGACAAAACAACGCACAUUGGCACAUGAAAACCUCAGCUCUUGCUGGACAUAGAUGUGCAGCGAGAAGUAGAUCAACUACUUCGAGGACCUGGAGCCCGAUCGGCGAGGAAAAAUUAAAAAGUAAAGAACCCCAUGCACUCAACUUUUACCACAGAAAGGUGGCAUCUAAUUAAAGCAGUAUGGGAGGUGGAGAGAGAUACAACAUUCCAGAUCGCCCAGCACCCAAAAAGAGCCACCAGAUUGGCAGGGGCAAGCAGAGAAGUCGAGACCAGAAUGGAGUGGUGCAUUGUGCCUCCUCAGGAGCCUUAGGGGUGCCUCAUCACCACAGCUACCGCAGGGGUGAGAAGGGCACCAACUAUUCUUGGUCUCCUGAGGCACGGCAGGCCGUGUUCGUAGACAAAAAGAAUGCCUCAGUUUGUUUUGCCACAACGUAUGAUCAGAAUUGGGAAGGUACCAUGUCCCAUCUGAACAAACUUUUGUCAGCUCAGUGUGGUCAGAACUAUGCUGGAGCCAAGUUUAGUGAGCCCCCAUCCCCAAGUGUGCUACCCAAGCCCCCAAGCCACUGGGUGUCUCUUCCCAUGGGCCCAUGCGAUCACCGCGAGGUGAUGACCUUUCAGUUGAAGAGCCUCCUGAAGGUUCAGGCCUGAGAAGGUCUCUCACUGCUGCUCUCUAUUAGCCAAUAUUUGAAUGAAGACUCUGCUUUGGAUUCUCGUCCUCCCCUAGAAUGCUUCAGUGGUGUAAUAUAUUUUUACAGCUAUUUUUAGAUUUGUGUCUUAAGGUGAUGCCCAUUUGUUUGUGCUAAUGUCCCUCACCUAACUUUUUUUUAAAGAAAAACUAGUUAUUAUGCCGUUGUAGCCUUAAGGGGUGGUAGAAUUCUUAGCGGAGUUAUAUGCCAUGACAUAUGAUGAACUGGAUGUCCUCCUCAAAUACUCAUUGCUCUGUUAUGCUCCUUUUGUUUUGUUCUUUUUUUUGAUGGCUGUUUGUGGCAGUCAGUGUGUUUUUCUUCUCAACCAGGGCUAGGUAUACAAGUCCAAAAAUGUACACCCAUUUUCUUUUCCAAUAUCUUAUUUUCACUUUAUCGCUCACUGAGGUUUAAUGCACAACCUUGGCUUGAGUUUUAUUCAUGUAAGGAGUGGCAGAAACCUCUUGGUGCUAAGCAAAGCAGCAUUUGUAGCGCUAUAGUGCAUACUGCAUUUCCAGGUUAUCUUUUUUUUAUUUUGCUUUUUGGGAAGUUAAAGACAAUUGACUUCGUUCUGCAGGGAGAACUAAGUGAAUAGAAUAUGGAGGGGGAACAAGCUUAAGUGAACAUUGGUCAUAUAUGACUAACCUCAUACUUGAUGAGGUUGCACAAUGGACCUUGUGCUUUCAACACCUGUACUUUUUUUUUAAAUGGCGCUGUGCGCAUUGCACUAUAGGUGUUGAAAAUCACUAUGGUUCCCAAGUUCUAUUGCAACAUUACACUUUUGCAUCCCUUAUGUUAUAGCUUAGAAUAUUCAAUGUGAUUUUAAUGUUUACCAAAGGUAUGUAAUCGGCUACUUUCGGUUGGGAUCCCUUCUUGCUUACUAGAUAUGGUCACAAGUGCCAUAAAUCAUUGAGCAAGGCAUUCAAAUCAAAGUUUUGAUUCAUUUGACAAAUCACAUUUGGAAUGAAUUUUUCUAACUUUUGCUGUACUUUUUAGAACGAUCGCACUGCAAUAAUGCGGAGGAGGUUUGUGUAAGACCACAGAGAGGGAUUUUUCCGGUCUCGUUUCAUGGCCUUGUUUGCUGUGCGAUUCGUUUUAAUGUUAUGAGCAUUAUGUUAUGAAACUUGUGUGUAUCAUGGCAUUAGGGACUUGCGACGUGGCAGUCCAGUGUGGACAUGUUUACAUGUUUUAAAAAAAAAGGCAGUCUGACUGCAUUUUACACACACACUGCCCUUAUUCACUUGUUAUUUUUCAUGCACUGCUGUUCAUUUGAGUUCCAAAGUUGUAGACAAUGUUGCACUUUCAACUCUGGAUAUGUGAUGAAGCAACCCCUUUCACUUAGUUACGAGUGUGGUGAUAACUACCUCUGGCAGAACGUGUUGUUAAUAGCCAUCGUAAAGAUGACAAAACAAAGUUGAUGAGUUUUAUGUGUAAUAGAGCCAUGUAAAUAAUGAAAUAUAUAACAUGUUGUAGCAUAUUGUACAUUUGUGCAGGAAUAUUUGAAAACCUGUCUAAAGUAUUUUUUAGUAAUAACACUGAAUGUAUAAGUCAUGCUAAGGACGUGGCUUGUUUUCAAAUGCUGAAGAAUAUUUUGUUAAGAAAAAAGAGAAAAUUUACCUGUCGUGCAUCAAAACCCCUGCACUGUUGCCAGUGACCUUGCACAUAAUUUUUUAUUUUGUAUAAUGCGCUGCGUAGGGUCAACGUCAGCUUUAAAUUUAAAAAAAACUGAACACUUUGAAAUUGAAAGGGACUUUUAUACAAAUAAAUUUUUUUAGUUUUAUGUAGCCUACUCAGAUGGGUAAAUUUAUUUAGUUUUUAGUAGAUUAUAACAGGCAUUAUUUGCCCCAUUUUCAAAGUUGAAAAGCAGUAUACAUUUGCACCAAGACAUUGGUCUUUCCUCCGCAGACCGCUGUUUGAAGCUAAUGAUGCUGCAGUUUACCUCCAGAAAUAUCACAUUACACUUUUAAUCAAGUAAAUUGUUUGAAUUUGAUGUAUAAAAGUCCUUUUCUUAAAUUUGACUAUCCCAGCUAAUUGACUAUGAAUUUGUCCCAAAAUUGAAAAUGUCACUGAAAAGAAAACAAAAAGCCCAUGUGAUAAGAAUUAGUACAUGCUAAAAGAUUGUAAUUUGGUUGUCUAAAAUAAAAAAGAAAAUCUCCCCCUCCCCCCAA
Xyrauchen texanus (razorback sucker) is the source of this 3068-nucleotide messenger RNA. It is a transcript of the gene pnrc2, whose product is annotated as proline-rich nuclear receptor coactivator 2. Gene Ontology annotation, cellular component: nucleus; P-body. The transcript has 3 exons. The record is from RefSeq and is a predicted model, not a curated record. Lineage: Eukaryota; Metazoa; Chordata; Actinopteri; Cypriniformes; Catostomidae. Bases 398 to 865 code for a protein of 155 amino acids. Gene Ontology annotation, biological process: nuclear-transcribed mRNA catabolic process, nonsense-mediated decay.